Quercus robur (English oak) is the source of this 6325-nucleotide messenger RNA. Its product is annotated as THO complex subunit 2. Gene Ontology annotation, biological process: mRNA processing; mRNA export from nucleus. The record is from RefSeq and is a predicted model, not a curated record. Gene Ontology annotation, cellular component: THO complex part of transcription export complex. Gene Ontology annotation, molecular function: mRNA binding. Bases 302 to 5962 code for a protein of 1886 amino acids. Lineage: Eukaryota; Viridiplantae; Streptophyta; Magnoliopsida; Fagales; Fagaceae. The transcript has 32 exons.
AGCACAGGUCACUUCAGGCAUCAGGAUUUAGGAAAAUAAUAAUAACUCCUCCAGUUUAAGCACCACUUCCCAAUUCCUCUCAAAAAGGCCCUAACCCCCACACAAAUACAACACAACACAACACAACACAGAACUGCAACUACUUUCACUUUCACUUUCAGAUUCCCCUGAAACUUCAAUCUUGAAACCCUAUUUUAUUCUCCAUGAAAACCCACCUUUCUCCCUGAUCCACACUUGUAUUUUUUGUGGUGUCUAUAGGCUAGGCUAGGCUAGGGUUUGAUUCCAAUUCUCUCUCUGAAAAAUGUCCCUCCCUUCUAUAGAUUGUAUAUACGUCACGGAGGAACUUGUUCGCGAAUUGAAGAAUGGAAACCCUAGCUUCAAACUCUCCGAACCCGUCCCCAUGCUUCGCUUCCUCUACGAGCUUUGCUGGACCUUGGUUCGCGGCGAAUUGCCGUUUCAGAAGUGCAAAGCGGCGUUGGAAUCGGUGGAGUUCGUGGAUGGAUUGUCCCGCGAAGAGUUGGGUUCUUGUUUAGCUGAUAUUGUUACGCAAAUGGCUCAAGAUAUUGCAAUGCCUGGGGAGUACCGUUCUCGUCUCACUAAAUUGGCAAAAUGGAUGGCAGAUUCUGCACUGGUUCCUUUGAGGCUUUUCCAAGAGCGUUGUGAGGAAGAAUUUCUAUGGGAAGCUGAAAUGAUCAAGAUAAAGGCUCAGGACUUGAAGAACAAAGAGGUCAGAGUAAAUACUCGUCUUCUUUAUCAGCAAACAAAAUUUAACCUUCUUCGAGAAGAAAGUGAGGGCUAUGCCAAGCUGGUUACCCUUCUUUGCCGAGAUUCUGAAGCUUCAACUCAAAAUGUAUCAGCAGCAACAAUAGGCAUUAUUAAGUCAUUAAUUGGACAUUUCGAUCUAGACCCCAAUCGUGCGUUUGAUAUCGUUUUGGAGUGUUUUGAACUUCAGCCAGAUAAUAAGAUCUUUCUGGAACUGAUUCCAAUUUUUCCCAAGUCUCAUGCUUCACAGAUUCUUGGUUUUAAAUUUCAAUAUUAUCAGCGUAUGGAAGUAAAUAGUCCUGUACCAUUUGGGCUGUAUAAGCUUGCAGCUUUGCUGGUGAAGGAAGAGUUUAUUGAUCUUGAUAGCAUAUAUGCACAUUUACUUCCCAAGGAUGAUUAUGCAUUUGACCAUUAUAAUGAUUUUUGUGCCAAGCGACUUGAUGAGGCCAACAAGAUCGGGAAGAUAAAUCUUGCCGCUACUGGGAAAGAUUUAAUGGAUGAUGAGAAACAAGGAGAUGUGACAAUAGAUCUUUUUUCCGCGUUAGACAUGGAAACUGAGGCAGUUGUUGAACGAUUUCCAGAGCUUGAAAAUAACCAAACGUUAGGCUUGCUUACAGGAUUCCUUUGCGUCGAUGACUGGUACCAUGCACAUAUACUAUUUGGACGUCUCUCACCCCUUAAUCCAGUGGAACACAUUCAAAUUUGUAACAGCUUGUUUAGGCUUAUUGAAAAAUCAAUCUCUUCGGCAUAUGACAUUGUCCAUCAAGCACAUUUCCAAAGCUUUGGGUCUUCUUCAGGAGCCAGCAUCGAUGCUAUGGAUGUGGCAAAUUCAUCAGUUCGUGGGUCUUUUGUUGAUCUUCCUAGUGAGCUAUUUCAGAUGCUUUCUUGUGCUGGACCUUACCUAUACCGUGAUACUCUACUGCUUCAGAAGGUAUGUAGAGUGUUGAGAGGCUACUACUUGUCUGCUCUAGAGCAUGUAGGUAAUGGUGAUGGAGCACUGAAUCCUGAAAUUGUUAUUGGUGGGAAUCGAGAUCCCCGUCUGCACCUGAAACAAGCUAGGUCAAGGAUAGAGGAAGCCCUAGGAACAUGUCUACUUCCUUCUUUACAAUUGAUCCCUGCAAAUCCAGCAGUUGGCCAAGAGAUCUGGGAAGUAAUGAAUCUCCUUCCAUAUGAGGCGCGGUACCGUUUAUAUGGUGAAUGGGAAAAAGAUGAUGAACAGAUUCCUAUGGUUUUGUCUGCAAGGCAAACAGCCAAGUUGGACACUAGAAGAAUUUUGAAAAGGCUUGCAAAGGAAAAUUUAAAGCAACUGGGCCGGAUGGUUGCAAAACUAGCUCAUGCCAAUCCAAUGACGGUACUUAGAACAAUUGUUCAUCAGAUUGAGGCCUACAGGGAUAUGAUCACUCCUGUAGUAGAUGCAUUCAAGUAUUUGACACAGCUCGAGUAUGAUGUUUUGGAAUACGUUGUGAUUGAGCGUUUGGCACAAGGUGGGCGUGAUAAACUAAAGGAUGAUGGCCUAAAUUUGUCAGACUGGCUUCAAUCUUUGGCUUCAUUUUGGGGUCACCUGUGUAAGAAGUAUCCAUCCAUGGAAUUGAGGGGUCUUUUCCAGUAUCUUGUGAACCAGUUAAAGAAGGGGCAAGGAAUUGAGCUUCUUCUCUUGCAGGAGCUUAUUCAACAAAUGGCAAAUGUCCAGUAUACAGAGAACCUGACUGAAGAACAGCUGGAUGCCAUGGCGGGUAGUGAGACUCUCCGGUAUCAGGCGACUUCUUUUGGAGUAACUCGAAAUAACAAGGCAUUGAUCAAGUCCACUAACAGGCUACGGGACUCAUUGCUUCCAAAGGACGAACCAAAGCUGGCUGUUCCUCUUUUGUUACUUAUUGCUCAACAUCGUUCUUUGGUUGUCAUAAAUGCAGAUGCCCCUUAUAUAAAGAUGGUUAGUGAGCAGUUUGAUAGAUGCCAUGGCACUCUUCUUCAAUAUGUGGAAUUCCUUUGUAGUGCAUUGACACCAGCUUCAGCUUAUGCUCAAAUGAUUCCCUCACUUGAUGAUCUUGUCCAUCUUUACCACCUUGAUCCUGAGGUUGCUUUCUUAAUAUAUCGCCCUGUAAUGAGGCUCUUCAAGUGUCAGGGGAGUUCUGAUGUCUUCUGGCCUUUAGACGACAGUGAUGCUACCAAUAUUUCUACUACAAACUUGGAUUCUGAACCUACAGAAUACUCUGGCAAUGUUGUUCUGGAUCUUGGCUCCUCGAAGAAGCCUAUAAUUUGGUCUGAUCUUCUUGAUACCGUUAGAACCAUGUUGCCUUCAAAAGCCUGGAACAGCCUGUCCCCUGAUCUCUAUGCUACGUUUUGGGGGCUUACUCUCUAUGAUCUUUACGUUCCUAGAAAUCGAUAUGAGUCUGAAAUUUCCAAGCAGCAUGCUGCUCUUAAGGCUCUGGAAGAGCUUUCUGAUAAUUCAAGUUCAGCAAUCACCAAAAGGAAGAAAGACAAAGAAAGAAUUCAAGAAUCUUUAGAUCGCCUGACUAGUGAACUCCGUAAGCAUGAAGAAAAUGUUACAUCUGUUCGUAGACGGCUUUCUCAUGAAAAAGACAAGUGGUGGAGUUCCUGCCCUGAUACUUCGAAGAUCAACAUGGAGUUCCUUCAACGUUGUAUUUUUCCUCGCUGUACUUUCAGUAUGCCAGAUGCCGUCUAUUGUGCCAUGUUUGUGCACACUCUUCAUUCCCUCGGAACACCAUUUUUUAACACAGUGAACCACAUUGAUGUUCUGAUAUGUAAAACCUUACAACCUAUGAUAUGCUGCUGCACUGAAUACGAAGCGGGUAGACUUGGAAGGUUUCUGUGUGAGACACUAAAGAUUGCGUACUAUUGGAAGAGUGAUGAAUCUAUUUAUGAACGUGAGUGUGGAAACAUGCCAGGCUUUGCUGUGUAUUAUAGAUAUCCAAACAGCCAACGAGUUACAUAUGGCCAGUUUGUUAGGGUACAUUGGAAAUGGAGUCAAAGGAUAACGCGGUUAUUGAUUCAGUGCUUGGAAUCUACUGAGUACAUGGAAAUUCGAAAUGCUCUUAUAAUGUUGACAAGGAUUUCUACGGUCUUCCCUGUUACUCGAAAGACUGGUAUUAACCUUGAGAAGCGGGUAGCUAAGAUCAAAAGUGAUGAAAGAGAGGAUCUCAAGGUGUUGGCAACAGGUGUUGCUGCAGCUUUGGCUGCUAGAAAGCCUUCAUGGGUGACAGAUGAAGAAUUUGGCAAUGGCUAUCUUGAUAGCAAGCCUGCACCAUCACUUUCUUCAAAGUCUGCAUCUGGUAAUUCAGUACCUGCCCAAAGUAGCUCUGCCAUUAAACUUUCUCAAAGUGAACCUGCUGGGGGAAAAACAGUUGCCACAGCAACCCAACAUUCUGAUUCUGUGAAAGAUCAUAUAUUAAAAUCAAAACCAGCAGAUGGGAGGUUGGAAAGAACAGAAAGUGUUACAAUUGUGAAGCCUGAUCCUGGAAUUGUAAAACUAAAAGUUGGUUUGUUGGUUAAUGGGGCAGAUGCCCAGUCAUCCUUGCCCUCGGCUACUGUACAAUCCGGAUCAGGAACAUCAAGGUCAACUGAGAAUCCAAAACAAGUGGAUGAAUCCACAAGAACAUUGGAUGAAAACAUGGCUAAAGUUGCUCCAAAGAACUCUACAGAAUCUGAGUUGAGAACUACAGCAAAACGCUCAACCAUUGCUACAUCACUUACUAAGCCACCUAAACAAGAUCUUGCAAAAGAUGAUAGUAGAUCUGGAAAAGCUGUUGGCAAGACUUCUGGCCCUUCAAGUGGCGACAAGGAUCUUUCAACUCAUGCAUCAGAGGGUAGGCAGGUUGGGCCUACUAAUGCUUCCUCUGCAGUCACUGCAAAUGGUAACACAGUUUCAGCUUCAGUUAAAGGUUCAACUCCAUCUGCUAGAGCACCAUCAGAUAGUCAUGGUAAUGAAUUAAAGGCAGAGAGUGGAGCUUCCAAGUCUUCUGAUAUGAGGGUUUCUUCUGUAAAGGAAGAUGGAGCUGAAGUUUCUGAUGUACGGCCCCCUUCUCGUCUUGUUCAUUCUCCUAGGCAUGAUAAUUCUGCAAAUGCUUCAAAAUCUAGUGAUAAACUGCAAAAGAGAGCCAGUCCUGCUGAAGAACCUGAUAGACUAGGUAAACGCCGGAAAGGGGACUCUGAAACAAGAGAUUUAGAGGGUGAUGUUCGAUUUUCUGAUAGAGAGAGGUCUGUAGAUCAUGGAAUUGAGGAACAUAGGCCGACAGAUAAGCCUUUGGAUAGAUCAAAAGAUAAGAGCAAUGAGAGAUAUGACAGGGACUACAGGGAAAGAGUGGAUCGUCCUGAUAAGUCCCGUGGGGAUGAUGUUUUUGCUGAAAAAUCAAGAGAUAGGUCAAUUGAAAGAUAUGGAAGAGAGCGUUCAGUUGAGAGAGUUCAAGAGAGAGGUACUGAUAGGAGUUUUGAUAGACUCUCUGACAAAGCUAAGGAUGAUAGAAACAAAGAUGACAGAAGUAAAUUAAGGUACAAUGAUACAUCAGUAGAAAAAUCUCAUGUUGAUGAUAGGUUUCAUGGUCAAAACUUGCCUCCACCUCCACCCUUACCACCUAAUAUGGUUCCCCAAUCUGUCAAUACUGGUAGAAGAGAUGAAGAUGCGGAUAGAAGAUUUGGAGCCACUAGACAUACUCAAAGGCUAUCUCCAAGGCAUGAAGAGAAAGAACGGAGGCGAUCUGAAGAGAAUUCUGUAGUUUUGCAGGAGGAUGCAAAACGUAGAAGGGAUGACGAUCUUCGAGAGAGAAAGCGGGAGGAGCGGGAGGUGCUGUCAAUGAAGGCAGAGGAGAGGGAAAGAGAAAGAGAGAGGGAGAGGGAGAGGGAGAAAGCAAACCUUUUAAAAGAUGACAUGGAUGCGGGUGCAGCUUCUAAGAGGCGGAAACUCAAAAGGGAGCAUCUGCCAUCGGGUGAAGCAGGUGAGUAUUCGCCUGUGGCCCCACCUCCUCCUCCCCUUGGUGUUAGUGCACAAUCAUAUGAAGGAAGAGACAGGGGAGAACGAAAGGGAGCAAUGAUCCAGCGCGCAGGUUACUUGGAUGAACCAAAUCUAAGGAUUCAUGGUAAAGAAGUUGCUGGCAAAAUGACCCGUCGCGAAACGGAUCAAAUGUACGACCGCGAGUGGGAUGAUGAUAAGAGGAGAGUUGAACAAAAGCGGAGACAUCGAAAGUAAUUUUUGAAAGGCGUGAGUGGGGAUGAUGCAAAUGCUGAACAAAAGUAGAGGCAGGGAAAGUAAUUUUUGAAGAGUGAAACGCCCAAGUGCUCAUUUAAGGCUUCUUCAUUUCUUCCAGUUGAUAUUACCGAAUUUAUAUUUAUUGCAUCCUUGUUCUCUACUGGAUGGUUAUUUGUGCUAGAUAUUCUAUUUUAGUUACAAAAUUUUGUUGGCUCCAUGAAUUAAGAAUGGUAAUUAGUUCAUAUCAUAUGUAUAAUAUUGUAAAUAAAUGUAUUUUACCAAAUUUUAUUUCUUCAUGUUCCUACAGAGUAUUGCCAGAAAUGUAAAGAAACAGUUUUGAAUGACAUUUUGUCUUCAUGUUCA